AUGAAGACAGUCGUUGUUCUUGGCCAAUUGGCAAUCGUUGCUGGCUUCUGCUCUGCGUUGGAGGCCCAGAACAUCAUCGUCAGAAGUACCCGAACUCUUGAGACAAUCACGCUGAAUACAUGUCUGCCUGCAUCGCUUCCGCCUGGACAGUCUCCAGGACAGUCUUCUGGAGGAACUCCUGAACAGUCUCCUGGACAGUCUCCUGAAGAGUCUCCUGAAGAGUCUCCUGAAGAGUCUCCUGGACAGUCUUCUGGAGGAACUCCUGAACAGUCUCCUGGACAGUCUCCUGAAGAGUCUACUGAAGAGUCUCCUGGGCAGUCUUCUGAAGGAACUCCUGAACAGUCUCCCGGACAGUCUCCUGAACAGUCUCCUGAACAGUCUCCUGGGCAGUCUUCUGGAGGAACUCCUGAAGAGUCUCCUGGACAGUCUCCUGAAGAGUCUCCUGGACAGUCUUCUGGACAGUCUCCUGAACAGUCUUCUGGAGGAACUCCUGAACCGUCUCCUGGACAGUACCCUGGAGGAAAUCCCUCUGGGAAUAUCCCCACUUCUUCGCAGCCAUCCGAAGCUCAGCCCACCGGCCCUGUCGGUACUGAGCCUACCACAGUUCCUACAGCAGCAUCUUCACGGCUUUUGGCGAACUCUUACUGGUGUUUUGUAGUCUUUGGCGUUGUCUUCUUGCUCUAA
Messenger RNA from Cordyceps fumosorosea ARSEF 2679, 684 nucleotides. RefSeq lists its product as hypothetical. The transcript has 2 exons. The record is from RefSeq and is a predicted model, not a curated record. The coding region runs from base 1 to 684 and encodes 227 amino acids. Lineage: Eukaryota; Fungi; Ascomycota; Sordariomycetes; Hypocreales; Cordycipitaceae.